Molecule: messenger RNA, 1308 nt
Organism: Hyphopichia burtonii NRRL Y-1933
Lineage: Eukaryota; Fungi; Ascomycota; Pichiomycetes; Serinales; Debaryomycetaceae
Exons: 1
Biological process (GO): RNA processing
Molecular function (GO): ribonuclease III activity
Source: RefSeq, a predicted model, not a curated record
UUACCCAUACCCAACGACUUUUAUCAUUUACUUGAUUGUUCUUCCAAAAGACGGAACUUAUGCAACCUUGGAACGCAUUCUUUGAAGUUUUAUAUCUAUCAAAAACUUAGUACUUUGCUUCCAACGAAAAGUGGUAGCAUCUUAAAGGUAAUUGUGGAGGAUGCAUUGAACUAUGUCAAAAAGGAAUUUGCUCAUGAUUUACAAACUAGCGAUAGCAUUGAUGAGUAUAGUGAGUUGAUUUACUUUGGUUCGAACAUUUCACUGAACUUGCAUCUGUUUGGACAACAAAAAUUGAAGUUUAAAGCAAGUCCUGAGCUAACAUUAGAAUUUGAAAUAAAUAAAAUGUCUCUGAAUCCCCGAGGUGGUCAUCUCCAUAAUUUCAAAUGGCUCUUAACUGCAAUUGGAUUCCUGAUAGUUCGGGAUGAUGAGAAGCUUCGAAUAGAUGCGUUGAUUGAUAAAAUAGUCGACUAUUACUUGAAGAGAAAUAAAGAAGCUAUUGAUAAAAUCCCCGAUACCCUCGAAAUUCAACAUAUAAUGCACCUAAUGAAUGAUUAUUACGAUACUGCACCAGUAAAUAAAGAGCUUUUAUAUGGCAACCUGGCUAAACUUCACCUUGAAACUAUAAAUAAAACAAUCGAUCUCCCUCCUCUUCCCCAAAUCAAGGAUAAGAACUUGCUUACCAAAGCAUUACUCCACAAGGAUAUGUCUCUUGCAUUACUUCACCGGAACCAUCCUAUGAGCAAAUCGUUGACUGAAACUAAAAAAAUGAUAUCCAAUAAGUCAUUCUAUAAGGCUAUACAACAUUCACUAUCAUUCUUAGACGGGUUUGGCGAUCUUUUCAUUGGGAAGGAAAUAAAUGAUUGGUUUUAUAAAGUGAGAACUGGCUCCGCAGAAAUUGAUCCUUAUUUUAAACAAAACCUUUCUCAUUUCGGGCUUUUAUAUAGAGUUAUGGUAUCAAAUAGUUUAUUUUCAAGAUUGGCAGUAGCUUAUAAGCUACAUCUUGGUCUUGAUGAUGAUCUAGUAAGAAACCAAUUUGAUGAACGUCUAACUCUCUUUUCCGCUUUGGCCUUCAAUAACUCUCCGAAUAAUAGUAACGUUUACGGCUUUUAUGAUAGUGGGGUGAAGUUUGAGCAGGAGAUACUUGGUGAUUAUUUUGAACAGUACGUUGGGGCGCUAAGUAUUGAAAACCCUCAAUUGGCUUCUGAAUGGAUUAAUAAAGUCUUUCUGGCCAUCUUACGCCUGGCACCAAAUCGCUUCAACCAUUCCCAUUACACUUAUCACGAUUGGUGUGUUGAUAUCAUUGACAGG